AUGAUCGACUACUUCCUCGCCUGGGCCACCAGCGUCAACAUGGUGUCGUGUAUCUCGGCCGAAGAAGCUAGUCGACAGCGCGCGAAUAGAGACCUCAGCAUCGCGUGUCUCAAGGCCCUUGCCGCGUUCUACGACCGGCUCAAGCUCGUGCCCAGACACGCGCUCCUCCGCUGCAACCACACUGCUAACAACGAGGUCGUCCAUGUUUAG
Puccinia triticina is the source of this 210-nucleotide messenger RNA. RefSeq lists its product as uncharacterized. The transcript is spliced from 2 exons. Lineage: Eukaryota; Fungi; Basidiomycota; Pucciniomycetes; Pucciniales; Pucciniaceae. The coding region runs from base 1 to 210 and encodes 69 amino acids. The record is from RefSeq and is a predicted model, not a curated record.